AGAGGUUGUCCCACUCUCACAGCUCCUCCCCCUACUCCUUGAGACUACAAAUCCUGCCCUCACCCAGUGCUGAUAGGCCAGUGUGGGUUCCUGAGCACUGCUGGGCUCCGGGGCCUCCAGGCCGAGAUCUCUGCACCCCGAGAAGGUGAAGGUGGCAGCACUCUUCCGUUUUCUCAAAACUUCACCCCACGUUGUUGGAACCCCUCCUUUCUCCUGAGUAUGUUUCCAGACUCUGCACCAUGGAUACUCUCUCUGAAGCAAAUGGCACCUUUGCUAUCCGCCUUUUAAAGAUGCUAUGUCAAGACAACCCUUCACAUAAUGUAUUUUAUUCUCCUUUAAGCAUCUCCUCUGCUCUAGCUAUGGUUCUCUUGGGAGCUAAGGGAAGCACGGAAGUCCAGAUGGCUCAGGCACUUUGUUUAAACACAGAGAAAGACAUUCACCAGGGCUUCCAGUCACUUCUCUUUGAAGUGAACAAGCCUGGCACACAGUAUUCACUUAGAACGGCCAACAGGCUCUUUGGAGAGAACACUUGUGAAUUCUUCCCAACAUUUAAGGAUGCGUGUCUUCAGUUCUAUCAGGCCGAGCUGGAGCAGCUCUCUUUUGCUGAAGCUGCAGAGAAGUCCAGGAAACAUAUAAACACUUGGGUCUCCGAGCAGACUGAAGCAUCAGCAUCCCCUAAACCUCCUAUAUCUCUAGGAGGACGGCAUGGAGGUGAAAACCAUGUUCCAAGAAGAGGGUGUUUUCCUUAUCUGCCCACCUGAUCUCACGUUACUCACAUGACCUUUGACAUAGUUCCCUGCAAAUGCUGCCCCUGGUUUUCCUGUAUGAUAAUUAGGCACUGUACUACAACCAGUCAAUCCCCCCUCCCCUUUCUACAUGACAGGGUCCUCCUGCCACAUGUAAAUAAAGCAGACUACGAACACUUAUCAAGUGAAGUUUGGCUGCCGUCCUCACCCUGUAUCUUCCCUCCAAGUCCCCUAAAUAAACAAGCUGUCUCACUGAA
Messenger RNA from Nannospalax galili (Upper Galilee mountains blind mole rat), 1003 nucleotides. RefSeq names its product serpin family B member 9 (gene Serpinb9). NCBI's taxonomy places the organism in Eukaryota, Metazoa, Chordata, Mammalia, Rodentia, Spalacidae. Gene Ontology annotation, molecular function: serine-type endopeptidase inhibitor activity. Gene Ontology annotation, biological process: negative regulation of endopeptidase activity. Gene Ontology annotation, cellular component: cytoplasm. The record is from RefSeq and is a predicted model, not a curated record.